AUGUGGAAACUCAAAGUCUCAGAGGGGGCCUCCGACGACCCAUGGUUGAGUUCCGCUUACAACUUUCUCGGCAGGGCAGUUUGGGAGUUUGAUCCUGAUCUAGGCACAACGGAGGAACGCGCCGAGGUCGAGAGGGUGCGCAAGGAAUUCAGUGAGCACCGCUUCCAGAAGAGAGAGUCCCAGGACCUCCUCAUGCGUAUGCAGUAUGCAAAACAAAAAUAUGUUGAGAUGGAUGUUCCGGCCAUCAAGCUUGCAGAAACGGAUGAAGUUACCAAAGAGAUUAUAGAAACAUCACUGCGCCGAGUCCUCACUCAACAUUCAAGUCUCCAGGCACCUGAUGGGCAUUGGCCAGCUGAAUACAGCGGAGUUCUAUUCGUUAUGCCUAUCAUGGUAUUUGCUCUAUAUGUCACUGGGUCGCUCGAUUCUGUCUUGUCUACAGAACAUCGACAUGAGAUAUGUCGCUAUCUUUAUAACCAUCAGAAUGAAGACGGCGGCUGGGGCACACAAAUUUUGGGACCAAGCACCAUGUUUGGCUCAUGCUUAAACUAUGUUACCUUAAGACUCCUUGGCCAGGCAUGUGAAAAUGAUGCAUUGACUAAAGGACGUGCAUGGAUUUUAUCGCAUGGAGGUGCAUCUGCUAUACCUCAAUGGGGAAAGAUAUGGCUUUCGGUGAUCGGUUUGUAUGAUUGGUCCGGCAACAAUGCCAUGAUCCCCGAAUUAUGGAUUAUCCCGUAUUUUCUACCAAUACAUCCAGGACGAUUUUGGUGCUUUUGUCGCUUAGUUUAUGUGCCGAUGGCUUACCUAUAUGGUAAGAAAUUUGUUGGGACACUUACUCCAACAAUAUUGGCACUAAGAAAGGAGCUCUAUAGUGAACCAUACAGCAAUGUCGAUUGGAUUAAAGCUCGUCAUACUUGUGCUAAGGAAGACCUUCGUUUCCCACAACCCUGGGUUCAAACUGUUGCCUGGACAUGCAUUAAUAAAAUUGUGGAGCCAAUGUUUAAUUAUUGGCCAUUUACUAAGAUAAGGGAUACAGCAUUGGAUGAACUGAUGAAGCAUGUCCACUAUGAAGAUGAAACUACUAAAUACAUUGGCGCCUGUCCAGUAAACAAGGCACUAAAUAUGAUCUGUUGCUGGAUAGAAAAUCCUAAUUCAGAUGCUUUCAAGAAGCAUGUUCCAAGGAUCUAUGAUUAUUUAUGGCUUGCGGAAGAUGGCAUGAAAGCAAAGGCAUACGAUGGUGUUCAGUGCUGGGAAGCUGCCCUUAUUGUACGGGCAUAUUGCUCCACAGAACUUGCAAAAGAAUUUGGUCCAACACUUUCAAAAGUUCAUGAUUUUCUUAAAAAUUCACAGAUUCGUGAAGACCAUCCUGAUUACAAAACUUAUUACCGACAUAGAUCUAAAGGCUCAUGGACACUUUCCACAUCAGAUAAUGGAUGGUCUGUAUCAGACUGUACUGCAGAGGCACUUCAGGCACUGCUAUUGCUAUCAAAGUUACCACCAGAACUAGUUGGGGAACCAAUACAAGGACAGCGGUUGUAUGAUGCAGUGGAUUGCUUGGUAUCUUUUAUGAACAACGACGGGACAUUUUCUACAUACGAGUGUAAAAGAACGUCAUCCUUGUUGGAGCUUCUCAACCCUUGUGAGACUUUUGCAAACAUUAUGGUUGAUAAUCCAUGCGUUGAAUGCACAUCAUCUGUUCUACAAGCUUUGGUUACAUUCAGAGAUCUGUGUCCAGGCUACCGCAAGGAUGAGAUAGAAAAUUGUGUCAAAAAUGCAACAAAGUUUAUUGAAAACGAACAGCAACCGGAUGGCUCAUGGUUCGGUACUUGGGGUAUCUGUUUCAUCUAUGGGACACUAUUUGCAGUAAAAGGACUAGUGGCAGCUGGAAAAACAUACAAAAAUAGUUAUUCAAUCAGAAAAGCAUGCAAUUUUCUUUUAUCGAAGCAGUUAAGUACUGGUGGAUGGGGAGAAACAUAUCUUUCAAGUGAAACUAAGAUUUAUGCAGAGGCAAGCAGUCCUCAUGCUGUCAACACUGCUUGGGCAAUGUUGGCUUUACUAUAUGCUGGACAGGUUGAAAGAGAUCCAACACCAUUAUAUCAUGCUGCAAAAGAAUUAAUCAAUAUGCAACUGGACUCUGGCGACUUUCCACAACAAGAACAUGUUGGAGUGUCUAACCGUUACAUGUACUUCAAUUAUGGUAACUACCGAAACCUGUUCCCUAUUUGGGCUCUCGGAGAGCUUCACCGCCAAUAUGUUGAAAGGAAGAUAUGUAACUAA
Messenger RNA from Miscanthus lutarioriparius, 2274 nucleotides. Lineage: Eukaryota; Viridiplantae; Streptophyta; Magnoliopsida; Poales; Poaceae. The record is from the annotation of a GenBank genome assembly.